This is a messenger RNA of Myripristis murdjan (pinecone soldierfish), 3473 nucleotides long. Its product is annotated as OX-2 membrane glycoprotein. Gene Ontology annotation, molecular function: cell-cell adhesion mediator activity. Bases 205 to 1323 code for a protein of 372 amino acids. The record is from RefSeq and is a predicted model, not a curated record. The transcript has 7 exons. Gene Ontology annotation, biological process: heterotypic cell-cell adhesion; negative regulation of neuroinflammatory response. Gene Ontology annotation, cellular component: cell surface; neuronal cell body; axon. NCBI's taxonomy places the organism in Eukaryota, Metazoa, Chordata, Actinopteri, Holocentriformes, Holocentridae.
GGAGCAGCUCGAGCAGGACUGUCUGUCCCACGCACCGCGGUGAUGUGAUCUUACAAGUGACAGCUACCCAAGAUCCUAGGGAUGGGCGAUAUUUUGUUGAGAUAGAAAAAAAAAAAAAAAAAAAAAAAAAAAACUUUUCGGCCAUUCAGUCAACGUGUUUUCACUGCUUCUUGUAUUUUAUGCUUCAGGACACAAAAAGAGGCGAUGAUGAUCCAGGCCUCCUUUAGGCAAGGCCUGCAGCUGUGUUUAUUCCUACUGAUGGUGGUAAGACUGCAGGGCAAGGUAACAGCACCGGAGCAUCAGGAGGCUCCUGUGGAGAAGCCCUUUACCCUGACCUGCACUGUUUCAAGAGAGAGAGGCGAAUCCCUGAGGCAGGUGCGCUGGCUGGAUGUCCAGAACCAGACCCUGCUGACCUACCAGCCCAGCCAGAGGGACAGUGUGAGCGGGCAGCAACAUGUGGAGCUGGCCACCUCUCCCAAGGACACGUCGGCCAUCAUUAUCCGCAGGGUGGGCUUCCGUGACGAGGGCUGCUACACCUGCAUCUUUGACAUGCACCCCACCGGUUCGCAGCAGGGACAGACAUGCCUCACUGUGACCGCGCAAAUUUCUGCCGACAGCAAUAAGACAGCAGUGAGCGGCAAGAAGGCGUCCCUGUUGUGCUCCUACGGCUUGCCCGAAAAGGUGGAGCAGGUGGUGUGGAGGUACACAUCUGGGCAGGGAGAAUCCAGUGCGGUGGCCUCCUUCGCCAAGCGGAGCGACCCCAUGAUCGAGCCGUCCUACCAGGGAAGAGUGUGGCUCAGUGCCUCCAUGUCCCACAGCCAGCUCACCAUCCAGCCUGUCGCUAUCCAGGACGAGGGCUGCUACACCUGCCUGUACGACACACAUCCUGACGGGCCUAAGAGCUCGACCAUUUGCCUCUCCACCUAUGUGCUGCCUAAGCCUCAGGUGAGCUACAAGACGACAUCUCCAGGUGUGAUCGAAGCCAACUGCACCUCAGUGUCACGUCCCCCAGCAGAGAUCGUCUGGAAUGUGGAGAGGGAUAACAGGACUAUGGGCCCCCCAGUAACAACACAGCUGCCCCAGGAUGAUGGGACCACGCUGAUCAUCAGUACACUUACCGUCCAGUCAGGGCUGCUGAAGGACGUUUCCAUCAAAUGCUUGGUCCACCAUAAAGGCCUUGAGUCACCAAUUGCUGUUUCUAUGAACACUAAAAUUGGGACAGCUCUCACCAUCCUGAUCUCAGUCACCACUGUGGCAGCUCUGCUGGUCAUGUGCCUCUGCUUUUGCCUUUGGAAGUGUUUCUUACGUAAAGACGCUGAUUAACCUCUCAGAUGAGACGGGAGCCUGAAGAGAAGAAGCACUGCUUCUCAGAGCCAAUCACACCAUUUCUUGGUGUUUCACUACAUCAUCAUAGCAUAGAGGGAAGAUGGCCUGUUGUGACACGCCUCAGGAGGACAUCGCAUACAAUCCAUGACCGCCAGCUGUUCAACGACAUUCAACUCUGCUAUGCUGCCUCAGCAUUUAUGCCUCAAAUCUAAUUGUCAGGCUAUGCUCACAUGAAGUCUAUGAGGAAACAUAGAGUGGAAUUUUUUUCUCUCGCUCUGAAAUUGAUGGACUAUAUGGUCCCACAUUCCACAGUAAACAACAGAGGCAUUGUAGAGCAAAUUAAAUUACAAGUUUUUUUUUUUUUUCGUCUUUUCCAGUAUGUUGCAUUUCAUGGAUAUGAAAUAGUUUCCUCUGAUGUCUCCUUGCUUUACUUGGUUGAUCCCCACAGUAAAUGACAGCACACCUGAACAGCUACUUGUAGAGGCUUUCUAUGAACUUGCCUUUACCAGUUCACUUCCUCUGUUACCUGACUAGAGGGUCUCCCUCACUACUGUAUGUUUGUGAAGCUGGGUGGGAGUCAGAGGUAACCUUCAGUACAUCUACUGUUUACUAAAAGGGCUAUAGACUUACAUCUUGUUUGUGUAAUACGUAUUGUGUAUGUUUUCUGCCUUUUUCACAGACCGUAUGUGUAUAUGUGUGUGUAUGUGCCGUUGUGCAUGUGUGCAGUGGGAGCAUGUCAAAUUCCAUGGUCAGAUGGCUUGAAUCAAUUCUCUGAAGAUGCUACGCUGAAACCUUACUGGUGCCCCUGGAAGGAAUGCAUGUCUGGUUGCUCGCCUCUAUUGUAGACUCAGACUGGGCCGUGUGUGUGUGUGUGUGUGUGUGUGUGUGUGUGUGUACAGGUUGGGAUCUGCUGGAUAGUUCAGGCAGUGCAGCCUAGUGGUUUGAGAGGGCUAAAGGAUCGGUUGUUAAAAUACAACAAAAAGAUAUUUUCCUGUUUACCUCUAGUGCAGUCUAAUCCUGUUCACAUGUAAAUUUUAAUAGAUUGAGCUCCAGACAACAUUACGCACCCAGCCCCAUUGUUUGAGGCUCCUGCAAGACAGCAAACAAAACUGGAAACAAACUGGAAACCUCACCAAAUCACACAGAAACUGUUUAUAGAUUAUGCAAGGGUUAAAGCUGCCAACACAUGAUUAAACCGCUCUGCACUGCCUGUGCCACCGUUUUCCUCUGGAUAGAGUAAUGUCGCCCAACCCUUUGCUACCUCUGGUGGCGUGUAUGGCUCGAGUUUUCCAGUUUUGCGCUGCGCUCCAAGUUUAAUGUAUUUUAACACUGACCUCCUUUGCCAGUGAUCUUUUGAAGCGAGUCUGACUAAAUUAAAGCUCCCAACAGCCAAAACAAUAUGUCUUUCUUUAUAUGCAAUAAAUUUAAAAUAUAUAUCAUGACCUCAAGCAAAUAAACACUGCAUGACUGUCAGUAGAGAUUAUCAGCAGUCAACCCGUGCUACCAUGUUAAUUAUCCUAUGUUGCUGAUAGCUAAGCUAACGGACAGUCAGCACUGACUUUGCUCUUUUGCUCUUUGCUUUGAUGCUCACUUAUCAUGUGUGGGCACUUUAAGUCGGAAAAUAUCUUGUUUUGUAUUUUUGGUGAACUGUCCCUUUAAAUGGAUUUCUCCUGUAACAUUAUCCUGAGUUGAGACGCUGAACUCCUCCAUGCUCUGGAGUGGCACCUUAAUGUAUAAAACGUCAUGUAAUGCGGCUUUGGCACCUAUUGUAUUUGUGUAUGCACAGGCAUUUGAAUACUCAAACUUUAUACAGAAAUAAUCUCGUAAAUCAAAGAUGUGAAACUGUCACAAUUUGCUUUUUCAACAGAAGAAAGCCAUUGCAUGUUAUCAGACUGCAAAGUCCUUUAUAUUUUUUAAUGUGAAAUCAGACACACCACAUCACAUUUCAUCAUUGUUUAGCUGAUUUUAGAUCGCAGUUUUACUCAGUUUGCAGAUACACUGAACAGUUCUGCUAUUUGCUCAUAACACUGAUGAUGCACAUCGGGCUUAGUUUAGAAUGAUUUUGAAGAUUUUCAGGAACGUUUUGUGAUAUGAAAAUGUACUUUUCAUGCACCCUCCCCUGUAUGUAGAGACUGCAGUCCCCCCCA